AUGUUCUACGAGCCAGGGAAAACCGAGCACAACCUCCCUCAUGAUCCGUUCAAGGCUUGCGUCGUCCCCCGCCCUAUAGGCUGGAUAUCCACCAUCUCCCCCUCUUCGUCUUCCUCCAGCAGCAGCACCACCAGCACCAACGGCCUUUCCACCCCGACCGCCAACCUCGCCCCAUAUUCUCAAUUCAACAAUCUCACCUUCGACCCCCCAUACGUCAUGUUCUCCGCCAAUCAGAACCCGCACUCCGCCCAAAAGGACACCGUCCGCAACGCUGAAGCCACCGGAGUCUUCUGCUGGCAACUGGCCACCUAUCCACUGCGCGAAGCCGUCAACAAAACAGCCGAACACCUGCCCUACGGCGUUGACGAGUUCGAACGCGCGGGGCUGGAAAAGACUUGGUCACGGGCCCUCCCUACGCCGGUUCCCAUGGUCAGAGCAUCCCCUGUCCGCUUCGAGUGCGAGUACUACACCACCCUCAAAUUGCCGGGAAACCCGCCCAUGGGUACCGUCGACGUAGUGAUAGGCAAAGUCGUCGGCAUCCAUAUCGACGAGCGGGUCUUGACCGAAGGCAAGAUCGACAUCAACAAGACCCAGCCUAUUGCUCGGUGCGGCUACUACGACUACAUAAUGGCUCACGAUCCGUUUAGUAUGAUCAUUCCAGGAGAUCCCGCAACACUCUAUGGGCUGGAGGGCAGCGUCAAGCAGCACAAGGAACAUCGAGAUCGAGAGGCGGCCCAGAAGAUGGGCGUAGACCAAUCAGGACCACCUUGA
Messenger RNA from Exophiala xenobiotica, 771 nucleotides. RefSeq lists its product as uncharacterized. Bases 1 to 771 code for a protein of 256 amino acids. The record is from RefSeq and is a predicted model, not a curated record. Gene Ontology annotation, molecular function: FMN binding. The transcript is spliced from 2 exons. Lineage: Eukaryota; Fungi; Ascomycota; Eurotiomycetes; Chaetothyriales; Herpotrichiellaceae.